This is a messenger RNA of Carya illinoinensis, 1101 nucleotides long. RefSeq names its product transcription repressor OFP17-like. The record is from RefSeq and is a predicted model, not a curated record. Gene Ontology annotation, biological process: negative regulation of DNA-templated transcription. The coding region runs from base 353 to 958 and encodes 201 amino acids. The transcript has a single exon. Lineage: Eukaryota; Viridiplantae; Streptophyta; Magnoliopsida; Fagales; Juglandaceae.
UGCGUCCAAAUUCCCCUGAUACGCAUUGUCCAAGUAGUCAUAGUUGUUUGGAAGUCAAGGGACAACACAAAUCCUUAGCUGGAAACUCGCCAAGACAGGAAUUGAGUUGCAAUGAGGUAUCCCACUCUACCUAGACGUGGUUCCCACCAGCACCACACCAAUUAGGUAUUCUUUAGUUAAAUAAAUAUCACAGACAACCUUAACCAACAUCCUCUUUAACAAUCUCUCUCCCAGACAAACAUUCACUUUUCAACUUCCUUCUCUUCUUCUCUUCCUGUCUGUUACACCAACCAUCACCCCAACAAAGUUUGAGGCAUCCCACCUCACCCCACGACCAUAUCAAAGGCAACGAAUGCCCACCCAGCCUCCGUUCCUUCAACAGCACUCAGCAUUCAAAUCAUUAGAGAUGACACUCAAAGCAUUACCUGCCUUUGGAUCCAAGCUUCUAAACCCAUGCAGAAAAUUCCUUCGAGUCUUCAAAUUUAGAAUCAGAAAACCAGUCUUUAUAAGAGCUCUUCGAGCUCGUCCUCACCGUACCAAAGCAGAGAAAAGUCCACCAAAGAAUCGAAUAACUGCAUUACUAACAGGCUACCGCUCAAUUAGGAAGUCAAAAGAGAUGGAUAGAGUAAGGGAGCUUUCAAAUGGACAUAGUGGAAGGCGGGAAGGACAGCUCUUUCCAUCACCUAUCACCGCGGCUUAUAUGAAAGCUACAAGGGCUGGCAAAAGGGAAGCUUCAGAUGAUGAAGAUGUGGAAGAUGCAUGCAGGAGUUUUGAGAACUACUUGGUGGAGAUGAUUGCAAAAGAAGGGAAAGUAAGGGACUUGAUGGAUGUGGAGGAGCUUCUCCAUUGCUGGAAGAGUCUAAAGAGUCCUGUUUUCAUUGACUUGGUUUGCAGAUUCUACGGAGAACUAUGCAAGGACUUGUUUUCCACCAAGGAUGAAGAAAGUGAUGGUCCUUAAGGAUUCAGUAAUUAGAACUUUUUCUCUUCUUUUCCCGCUUCUCAUCAGAACCUGUUUAUUUUAUCCUCCCUCUCACUCUGUUUCUUGAGUUAUGUUUUUUUGUGGAAAGAUAAUAUAGUUCCAAAAAUAAUAUCUAUCAGAAA